AUCUGAACCUCUCUUGUUGUGGCCAUAGACGACAGUUGUUCCUGGGGCGGUGAGUUAUCUUGUCUGUUGUUGCUCUUCGGUGCAGUCACCUACCGGCCUGCCGACGUGGCUGGGCGGAAGAGGAGCUGCUGGCUGGCACCAAACGGAUCACCAUGUCCCAGGCUGCCCCCUCUAACGCCGACCCCUCUGCUGACGUCACCCCUCCACCUGCCCAACCCCCUCUCACUGACCCUGGUUCCUGCCAGGAUGUCCCAGCAGCCUUUGCACCGGCCUCCGCCGCUCUGCAGCCUCCUUUGGUCCCUGAGAGUUUCGUCCUCCCACAGUCCACCCAGGAGACGACCACAGAGGACACCACCACCGCUGAGACUCCUGAGGUUCCGACUGACCAACCAGAGCCCACCGCUGAGGGUCAGGUGAUCGAAUGUGACCAACCAGUGAGUCUGGAGCCAGACGCAGAGGCUGCGGAGGAGGAUGUGGAGGAGAAAGAAAAAGGUUGGGGAGGUUGGAGUUCAUGGGGAAAAUCUCUUCUGAGCAGUGCCACCUCCACAAUGGGUCACAGCCUGACCUCAGUUAAGGCAAAGGCGGGAGAGGCUCUGCGUCUCCACAAGACCUCAGUAGGAGAGGAGGCACGAGAAGAGGAGGCGGAGGGAGCAGAGGAGAAGAGUAAGGGAGGAGGUGAUAGUGGAGAGACUGACCUGUCCAGCUCUGGGGAGUCUUCUGCGAGUGCUGCAGCUCCUGGCAGGGGCGUCUUCUCUACGAUCACACACGCCGUGCAGAACACAGGUAAGUCGGUGAUCAGUGGAGGUUUGGAUGCCUUGGAGUUCAUUGGAAAGAAGACCAUGACUGUUCUUGCUGAGAGUGACCCGGGUUUCAAAAAGACCAAGACCCUAAUGCAGAAGACUGUAUCACUGAGUCAGAUGUUGAAGGAAGCCAAAGAGAGAGAGCGGGCACGCCUGGGCAACCAGCCAAUCAGUGCUCCCACCGCUCACUACGGUAUUCUGUUUGACGACUACCAGGGCUUGUCACACCUCGAGGCCCUGGAGAUCCUGUCCAACGAAAGUGAGGCCAAGGUCCAAGCCUUCCUCUCCUCCCUGGUGGAAGAGGAGCAGGAGGAGGUGAAGAAGGAGCUGAUUUUCAUUAAGGACAUCUUCAUCAAGCGAGAGGAAGAGGAGGAAGGAGAAGAAGAGGAAAAAGAAGAAGAAGAAGAAGGAGGAAAGAAGAAGGAUAACGGUGAUCUAAGUUCCCAAUUACACUGUUCUACCCCCCUGUCGGCCGACGGCGAGGAGUUUGUGAGCGUUCUCACUGAGCUGCUGUUUGAGCUUCAUGUUGCUGCCACGCCAGACAAACUCAACAAGGCUCGGAUGAGGGCCCACGAUUGGGUGACUGAGGUGGAACAGCUUGUCACUACGGAGACAGUUGGCAGGGAAACGCUGGGAGGAGAGGCCUCACCUGGAGAGAACGAAAAGGAGGAGGAGAAGAAAGAUGGAGAAGAGCAAGGGGAGAAGAGGGAAGAUGGAGAGGAGCAGGGGGAGAAGAAGAGCGGGGUGGAGGAGAUGAAGGGAGGAGAGGAGGAAAAGAAGAAGAAAGAGAAAGACCCCAGAUCUGUAGAGGCUGUCUACCUCUCAUCAGUCGGCAGUUUGGCUGAAGUGACGGCUCGCAGCAUCGAGCAGCUCCACAAGGUGGCAGAGCUCAUCCUCCACGGGCAGGAGCAGGAGAAACCAGCCAGAGACCAGGCACAAAUUCUCAUCAGGUUGACAUGUGCCAUGUGUAAAGAGGUGGAGUGUUUGGCCAAGAAGUUCUCUGAUACGCUGCUUCUUGUUGGGGGUCAGAGGAAAGCAGAGGAGUUGAAUCCACUGGUAGACAGUGUGCUGCUAGAGGGCUCCAACAGCACCAACUACAUCCAGAAUGCAUUUCAGCUGCUGCUGCCCGUCCUGCAGAUCUCCCACAUCCAAAGCCAGCACUCUCGGUCCACCACAGAACCAGCAGCACAGACACAGCACUAACACACACACACACACACACACACGCUACCUGCUCACCUGCUUGUCUUAAUGUAUCUAUUGUUGUACAGUAAAGUAUAGAAAAUAGAUUAUUCCACAUUAAGUGCUUAAAUCUACAUUAAGUGCCAUAGCAACAGGCAAAGAUGUUUUAUAUAUACAUAAUAUAAUCUUGAGGAUAACGAUUUAACAAAUAGACGCAUGUAGAAAUGACCCACAUGCAGGUUGUAUGUGUGUCUCUUCCACGUUGUAUCUCUUUAUGUUAUUUUGACUCAUUUUAGCGGUUGAUAUUUUGCUUUGAGGAACCAAACGGUGUUCGGAGCUGAUUCGAGGUCAGCUGUGACUCAUUCUGUCUGACAAAGAUGUUUCUCUAUCGUCUCCAAAAGCUGAACCAAAAACAGAAAAUUACUGCAUGUGUUGAAGGGACUCUAUAUUAAUGUAUAUUAAGCUUUCUUUGCACUCCUUAUGGUCCAUUGUUAUUUCAAAGAGCAUUGACUAACAUUAGUGAAGUGCCUGUUUUGCUGAAAUGUUUUAAUCUGGUUUGAAACAAAAUGCCAGUAUUAGUGAAUAUACACAACACCUUUUGCUUGUUUUGUUUAUUUAUGUUAAAUUAUGUGAAGCAACACUACCUUAUAUUUCACUCUUAUCCAGUUUGAUUUGAAAAGAAAUCUGAUCUUCAUACUUUAUAUUAGAAAUUAAUUUGUUCUCCUUCUCCCUUCUUGUGUAUAUUGAAGAUGUAUUGUAGGUGAAUUCAUCUCUAAUUAUCUUUUGUUGUGCUGCUACACUUAAAAAGUAUAGUUUGACAUUUUGGGAAAUUUGCUUAAUUGCUUUCUUGCGAGAGUGUGAUAAAUAUGAAGUUAUAGCCAGCAGCUGGUUAGCUUAGCUUAGCACAAAGACUAGAAACACGGGGAAACAGCUAGCCUGGCUCUGUUCAAAGGUAACAAAAUUUGCCUACCAGCACCUCUAAAGCUCACUAAUUAACACGUUAUAUCUAGUUUGUUUAAACCUACAAUAACUGUUUGGUUUUGGCCACUUGGGGGCAGCAGAAACAAGUUAUGAACACAGAAUUGACAUAUCAUCACCAUUUGCUUAUUUUCACAUCCAGCAGUUACAUAGCAACAUUAUUAAUCAUUAGGAGUGCUUUAACCAAUGAGAUAUACUGGUAAUGUGUUGAUUAGUGAGCUUUAGAGGUGCUGGUAGAUGGAUUUUGUUACCUUUGGACAGAGUCAGGCUAGCUGUUAUCCCGUUUCUUGUCUUAAUGCUAAGCUAAGCCAACCGGCUGCUGGCACUAGCUACUUAUUUAGACACUCUUGUCAAGAAAGAAAAUAUUAUAGUAUUUCCCAAAAUGUUGAACUAUUUCUUUAAUAACAAAAUGAAAUGUCCUCUGUAGGAUUCUAAUCUGAAGACCUUGAAGAAGUAACGUUAAUUAGCUGAAACAUGUAUGUGUUUUUUUAAUUUCGUCUUGCCCUUCUGAAUAAAGGCUUUUAUUACUGUUUUA
Molecule: messenger RNA, 3495 nt
Organism: Siniperca chuatsi (mandarin fish)
Lineage: Eukaryota; Metazoa; Chordata; Actinopteri; Centrarchiformes; Sinipercidae
Gene: fam114a1
Product: family with sequence similarity 114 member A1
Exons: 13
Coding region: 153-2003 (616 amino acids)
Source: RefSeq, a predicted model, not a curated record